Molecule: messenger RNA, 1041 nt
Organism: Aegilops tauschii subsp. strangulata
Lineage: Eukaryota; Viridiplantae; Streptophyta; Magnoliopsida; Poales; Poaceae
Source: RefSeq, a predicted model, not a curated record
AUGGCCGAGUAUCCAGACACCCAGAAGUCAGACACCAUCAACGUUAAUGCUCCUGACAAGGAUGGUGAGCACGUUCCGGAGCUUGAUAGGAAGAGGAAGAGGGGAUCCUUUAUGGAGGAUGAGCUUACCGUCUUCAGCGGCAUGAUUCAGGAGAAGUGGUAUUCAAGGGGAAUGGAGCUGCAGCCAGACGCCCCGCCGGCGCCGGUGCCAUCCGACAGGGAUUGGUCGGAGAUGCCACUGGAUGCGCUUACUUUGGUCUUUGCUGGGCUCGGCGCCGUCGAGGUUCUCAUGGGCGCGGGCCUUGUGUGCCACUCGUGGCUUGAGGCAGCCAAGGCGCCUGAACUCUGGCGUAAGGUGGACAUGGGGCGGGGUCCGCGUGACAAGGAGGUGUUGGAGAAGAAGACGGGCAUUUCUUGGUGGGGGGACGGAGAUUUUGAUUUUGACUACUCAUGCUACAACAUAAAAGACAUGUCCGCAAUGGCGAAGGUGGCCGUGGACCGAUCCAACGGAAAGCUGGAGGUGUUUGUGGGGGAAACAUUUGUUACUGAUGAAAUACUCAAUUAUAUUGGGGCCAGGUCGCCCCUUCUGAAGGGGCUUGCCCUCUCGACAUGUCACGAAGUAACAAGAGAAGGAUUCACCCAUCUGGUAAACAAGUCCCCUCUGCUAGAAGACAUUGAGCUUUCGGGUUGUAUAGGUGUCGGUGGCGACGCAUUGGUGGCCGCUGGCAGGGCAUGCCUGCGGUUGCGACGCCUUGGCCUCGCCUGUAUUAGAAUCAUGAACGAGGAACUCAUGGCGAUCGUCGAUGGUUGCCCAUGCCUGGAGCAUCUCUCGGUGGUCAAUUGCUACGGCAUAUGUGUUGACGACGCCCUGAUAGCGAAGUGUGCCACUGUCAAGACGCUAGAGCUUCCGACUUCCCAGGAUUACCAUUAUGAUUCAGAUGAGUAUGAUGAUCACGAGUCUGGGGCCGCUUCCAACCGUAGCUGGAUGUCCGAGGACUAUGCUUAUAAUGAUCAUGACUCGGACUAUGAUUAUGAGUACUAA